Molecule: messenger RNA, 327 nt
Organism: Brugia pahangi
Lineage: Eukaryota; Metazoa; Nematoda; Chromadorea; Rhabditida; Onchocercidae
Source: the annotation of a GenBank genome assembly
AUGCAUCUGAUGUACUAUGGUCAUCAAUUGGGACUUCAUUGUUCCACCAACUUGUGUCAUAGUACGACUCAUAUAUUACGGACAUUUUGCAAGCUUUUUUAUCCAGUCCAGGUUAUAAAUAUUCAACAAAUCGGAGUAGGGACAGCACUACGUUGGACCAAUAUGUUUCCUGAAAUCGACUGUCGUAUAAUUAUCGCUGACGGCGAUGGUACAGUUUCGUUAUCUCUGGAUGCUAUUAACGAAUUGCAGCGGAAAUUACCCGUAGCUGUAUUACCAUUGGGUACUGGUAACGACUUGAGUAGGACUUUAGGAUGGCGUCCGUCAUAA